Messenger RNA from Mercenaria mercenaria, 8126 nucleotides. Its product is annotated as tRNA:m(4)X modification enzyme TRM13 homolog. The coding region runs from base 638 to 2161 and encodes 507 amino acids. The transcript is spliced from 13 exons. Lineage: Eukaryota; Metazoa; Mollusca; Bivalvia; Venerida; Veneridae. The record is from RefSeq and is a predicted model, not a curated record. Gene Ontology annotation, biological process: tRNA methylation.
AAUCUUGCACAUUAAAAGAAAUAACAUUUGUCAUUAGAUUUCGCGACCCAUGCACAUGUUCUUUUCAUUUUUAAAUUUUAUUUUGCUAAGUUUUGAGUUUAUAGCCUCUCUUAUAACUAUUUUUAAGUAUUGAAUAUCGCAUUGUAUAAUUACAAGAAUACUUUGAAGCAUAGGUACAAAAGUUACAAUACCGUAUAUAAGAAAAGGGAGGUAAUAAAAAUACUAAAAAAGAAGAACAGGAAAUAAUUUGAGUCCAUCUUUAUUUAUUUUUGCCCAGAUUUUUCAAUUGUUGUAACAUAUCAAUAUACUGAAAGCCAAUAUUCUGUAAUAUAAGUUUUUGAUUAACCUGAUAUUUUGCGAAGAAUUGUUGAGUAUAUAUUGGAGUGUUAGCAGGUUUUAUUUUAUCAUAGACGCAACGUAACUACUUGAAAAGUAUUUUUAUACACCUUCUAUGGAAGGUCAAGGAUGUCUAAAAUACACAGAAUGGCAACUGGUGAUAAUCUGGAGUAAGCUCGUGUCACAACGUUACUGAUUGAAUAGCGAACAGUGCAGCUCAUGAUCAGCAGCUGAUCUUGGACACUGGUCGCAAAGGCAAAAGCACUUGCCACCAGCAGGCUAAAGAUUACAGGUUGAAGUGAUGAGUGAAAAGAAGUCAUUAGCAAAACCAGAUCCACCAGAGGGGGGCUGUCAUUUCUUUGUGGAGCGAAAGAGGAGAUACUGCCGCUUCAAACCCACAAAGGAUUCAAAUUACUGUGCUGAACAUGCCAGUAUCUCUGGGGUUGAUUUGGGAAGAAAAAGGAUGACAUGCCCAUAUGAUUCAAAACACACAUGUUAUACAGACAAAUUGAACCAUCAUAUGAAGAAAUGUCCAAGCAAACCAAGGGAUAUGCCAGCAUAUUACAGUGCAGGGAUAAAUUCUGGAGAUGAUGCUGGGGAAGAAGUUCCAGAUCCAAAGGAAACAGUUUUGACUGUACCUAUUGAUGAGCUGCAGGCAGUAAUUGAAAAAGUGAACAGACUUUAUGAUGAAUAUGUAGGAGAGCUAGAGAAAGAAGUGCUUACACAUGCCUGCCUUAGGGAAGAACUAGAAAACCAGUCUUAUGGAACUGCUGCUAUACGUCAUAGAAAACAGCAGGCAUCAAUUAUUGGACAGAUGGAGAAACUUGGCUUGUUGACAGAUGGAAAAUGUUUCUUGGACAUGGGUGCAGGCAAAGGCCAGUUGUCACAUUGGUUACAUGGUGCUGUGCAGAAAUAUAAAGACAUUGGUUUUGUUCUUAUUGAUAGAAGUCAUGUAAGAAACAAGAUGGACAAUUUACACAGAGAAGAAAUGAUCAUGGAGAGAAUAAAGAUUGAUAUUGAACAUCUCAGACUGGGCAAAGUUCCAAGUGUGGAUUCUCAUGACAGAGCUGUUGUAGCUUAUGGGAAGCACCUGUGUGGACCUGCUACUGACCUUGCAUUGAGAUGUGUCACAGAAACUUUGUCUGUAGUGGAAGAUAAUACAGAGGAAGAUACUCAACGAAGAAAACGUCUCAAGUCAGACCAUAGGAAGCUAGCUGGAGCAGUAAUAGCAUUAUGCUGUCAUCACAGAUGCACCUGGAAACCUUAUGUUGGGAAAAACUUUUUCAAACAGUGUGGACUAUCUGCCAGAGAUUUUCAGGUCAUAUCCAGUAUGAGUAGCUGGGCAACCUGUGCUUGGAAAGGCUGGAGCUAUCAGAGAAAGGUUGCAGGUCAAAGUGUCAAAGCAGCUGACAGUCAGUCAGAAAUUGUAGAUGAUGAUAUAAAAGCCAAAGUUACUGAUGAAUCAGAUGAGAGUAAAUCAGAUAUAAAAAUUAGUUCUCAGGCAAUUUCUGGAAAGGAAAUAUCUGAAGACAGUUCUUACCAGAGUGGUCAAGGAUCAGAGGUCAAGGUUUCCAGUUUGUCUCAAGGUCACACAGCAAAUUUAGAUGAUGAAGAAGAUGAACACGGUCAAGAGGAGAACACUACAAACAUAGGGAUUACAUCGAAAUUGAGUCAAGAAGAAAGGGAAGUGAUAGGUAGAAAAUGCAAGCGUCUCAUUGAUCAUGGCAGAGUCUGCUACCUCCAGGAGCAUGGAUUGAACAGUUCACUCAAAGUAUAUGUGGAGGAAUUCUACACCCCAGAGAAUGUAGUUCUUGUUGCAUGCUAAACAUUUACCUUGUUCAAUUGAAUGGUUUAUAACUUAAAUAUAUAUUAAUCAUUUGUUCAAAUUGAUGCAUUAGAUACACUACGUUUAAAAUGAAGAUAGAUUUUCCAUAUAAAGGGCUUUCAUUUCAGGUAAAUUUUAAGGAACAUAGUGUUUCAGGAUUUCAAAUAUCAACUUUUGAUUCUAGUCUGUUUUUUAUGGGGAAUUAACAUCUUUUCAGAAGUUCCAUUUGAACCAAAGUGCUCAAAUUUUAUUCCAUCAGAAAAGCUGUACAGCACAAUUUUAACUGUGUUUUUAAUAUUUGCCUCAUGCAAAUUUUUGUUCAUAAAUCAGCAGAUAUAUAGUGUGCUGUCAAAAAGAUUUAGUCUCAGUAAACAAGAUCGAGUAAUAUGUACCGGUGUUGUGUUGAAGUGGUUCCAAAUUUAUGCAGUGGACAGCUUGACCAGCAGUUAAAACUUGAGCAAUUUGGUCCUGGACAGGCUUUGAUAUUAUCAUUUGACUUCUUUGAAUAAGUAAUUGAUAAAUCCCAACCUGCCAAGCUAUUGAUUUAUUCUGCAUGUUGUCUUUGCAAUUUAAGGUUUUAGUCAACCUGAAUAAAACGCUCUGAGUUGACUUUUAGUAAAGUGGUAUUGUCGGGCUCCAUUAGUUGUUACAUGUAUUUCUGUUUACAGAAUAGUGUAAAAGCCAAGUUUAAAUUGUCAGAUUUCUGAUAUGUAUCUCCUAAUUGUUACAUAAGCCACUGACAUUUCAUUUUAAGUGGUAACUAGAGUGAAUCUGCUGAUUGUCUCAUUAGUCACUGAUGGUUCCUUUUAAAUAGUAACCAUAGUGCAUCUGUUUCUUGUUUCAUUAAUCGCUGACUGUUCAUUUUAAGUGGUAACCAUAGUGAUUCUGCUGACUGUUUCAUUAAUCACUGAUAUUUCAUUUUAAGUGGUAACCGUGAGGUGGGUAGAUUGAAAUGUGCCUUUUCCAAGGAAGCACACAAAUUUUCAUGUGACUGUCUGUGCUGCUCAAAACUUCAUUUCUUCCUAUCGUUAUAUAAAACUUCCUUCAUUUCUUCCUAUCAUUAUAUAAAACUCCCUUCAUUUCUUCAUAUCAUUAUAUAAAACUUCCUUCAUUUCUUCAUAUCAUUAUAUAAAACUUCCUUCAUUUCUUCCUAUCGUUAUAUAAAACUUCCUUCAUUUCUUCAUAUCAUUAUAUAAAACUUCCUUCAUUUCUUCCUAUCGUUAUAUAAAACUUCCUUCAUUUCUUCCUAUCAUUAUAUAUAUAUAUUGUCAUUAGCAAAUCUUGGCAUGUUUAUUUUGGAAUGCAGGCCAGCUAGGCCAUAAGUCAACUCAGGCCAGUACCAACUUGGGGAAAAGCAAAGUCGGCUCAGUCCAUCUUGUCUAAAAAAUACACUGCAUUUUGCCAUUUAGUUUUUCCCUGUCAGUGAAUAUUGCAUACCUUAAAGUAUGAGUUACUGUGAAAAUCACUAAAAAAGAUUAUCACUUGAUUUGACAACAAUGGAUUAAAACACGAUCCUCUGUCAGUAUUUUGACAAAAUAGCAUCUCUCCUUAUACUUGAAAAAUGUGACCCCUUUCGAUCUGGUCAUUAGGUGUCCAAAUUUGUAAACAUCAUCUAACUUAGUCCAGUAUAUAAUACCUGACAUGAUUAUUUUUCAUUUUGACGUUUUCCUGUUAUGUAGUGGGUAAAGCUGAUUUGACCCGUGUCAAAAAAAGUUCUUCAAAUCCACUAGAUACAUUUAAAUUGUUGGACUACAUUAUCUAAAAUUGCCAAUACCUGAAUACGGUACUUACCAACACCCUUCCAAAAGUGGUAUCUUUUUUUCCUAUGUUAUAUUUCAUUGAUUUAGCCACCUGAAAACAUGUUCUUAUGUGGUUGACAUCUUCAAAAUUCUCAACUACGUCGGUAUAUAUGGUAAAAUAUCUCUCCACAGCGCCCCACGGAGCAGAGUUGGUGGCCAUAUUUGCUGAACGGUGUAUCUGUAAAAAAAUACUUCCAAAAACAUGCGCAGUAGGCAGAGUAAAUAUGCUUGCUUAUUAAUUAGGUACCACUAAUGGUGCUCCUUUUGUGCUUACCUUUCCAAGGAAUCCUAGACAGGAAGAGGAAGUAGAUAAUGUAAAGGGAGGUAACCCAAUUUACUGAGUUGUCUCCCUUGGUUUUUCAUUAGCAAAAUGAAUAGAGAACCAACGAUUGGCGGGCCAGAAUUUCUGCCAUAGCAAAUUUUCGAUUUGUCCCCCAAAUUCUGACUAUCCUGUUCAGAUAUUUAUUUAAAUAUAUACAUGUCAUUGUCAACAUCACUCAGGUGUACAUCAUCUCUGCAAUAAAAACCUGGUGUUUCCCUAUUUAAUGAUUUGUGAUUCAGGUAACGACCGUUAUCGUUCUGCUGUAUAAAAUUUCUUAUUUUCCUAUUGACAUUUUUACAUUUCAAACCCAUUGUCUUUGCUGAGGCAAGAUUGUUAGGGGUGUUUCUCCAAUUUAGCCUAGGGAGAAUGUAUGUCAUACUAUAAGUGAUUCUGGAAAGUUCAGAAAGAGGUAAUCAGUAGCUUUCUUUACACUAGAAAUUAUUUGGCAAGUAUUAGAAGAAGAAAUGUAGUUUCCACCUACAUAUAAAUUAUGAGGUUAGGCGUUUUUCCCCCUGUAAAAUGUAAUAUUGUAUAGCAGAGUGGAGUUCCUGAACUAUCAUGCCAGAUCUGUUAUCCAGGUCAGUAGCAUUUUCAUGCCAUAAUGAAUUUCUUGCCACAGUCCUACCAUCUGCCCAAUUUACCGAGUCGCCUAACACCUAUACCUCUUUUACUGGCUGUGCCUCAGUUUCUGGUGCCAAAAUUUCCACCACUUCUUCAACCUCUUAUUCUUCUUUGCCUCACUUUGUGUGGUAGGACCUCUUGAGGCUUUCCUUUUACCAGGCAUGUUGUUUGUAAGAUUGCUUACUUAGAUUAAGUAGAAACAAAUGACAUACUUUACAGCUUAUUUGUAAUGAAUGGCAUUGUAAAAUGUACUGUAUCCUUGUCCUGGCUGAUUCGACCAAGAUUCUCAAACUUCCAUGAGUGAAUAUUAUGUCUCCUUGGCUGAUUACCAGUCUUACCCUAAUUAUCUUCCUUGACUAAUUCAACAAAAGUCUUGCAAAAUUAAAUUUGGCAUUAUUGUGAUGGCAAUAAGCCUUAUUAUUUCAUUAUUUCAAGAUAGAAGCUGCGAUCUAAUCCUUCAGCACUAUGAACUUGGACAGUGGAUAAUAAGAACAAAUGAAGUAAAUUGCAUUUUGAUAAUCUUUUCACAUUAUAAGGUUUCUCCCACAUCACAAACAUAUCAAUUGGCAUUUUUAUAAUUAAAGACUUAAACAAUGGCAUAUUUCGACCGCAAUGACAAAUAAGUGUGUAAAAACUUCCCCUGGUUGUCAAACACAUAGUUCCUGUCAUAAGGUAAAUACCUUUGAUCAUCAGUUACCAGUGAAUGUCAUAAGGAAGUUUGGAAAACUUCAAGACCGCCGAGGAUCAGACUGUGUCAUUGUGCUUAAUAUUUAUCGGUCGUGGUUAUGCAACCCUAAUAAUUGUACAGAUAAUUUUCCACUGUAAAAUUUCAAUAAUAGAUAGUCUCAGCUCUAAACAAAAUAUGGUCUAUACUCUGAGCCAAAUAUAUCUCCGCUCUACUGAUAUUACAUCUCCGCUCUACUGAUAAUAUAUCUCUGCUCUACUGAUAAUAUAUCUCCGCUCUACUGAUACUGCUCAGAGUAAAAUAAGAUCUCCAUUUUAUUAUUACAUCUCCUUAAAUGCAGCUGAGCCCGCCUGUUCCGAGCUGACCCAGCAAUGUGAAACAAAAUAUACAACAUUAGCAUCUGUCCCGCAUUGGUCAUCAACAAUGUACCCAUUGUGCCAUAUGAAGGGAAGUAGUUAACGCAAUAUAAUAAUGCUUAUUUGUAUAAAGUUAAAGUGUACAAUAAAUUAUGAAUUAUGUGUGCAGAUAGAGACAAGUUUAAUAAUGACACCAUCUAAUCCCCAGCAUCCUAGAAUUUUCCGAUGCUUAAAGACAAGAAAAAAUCAUUGCGGCACCUAAAAAUAUAAACAAGGUUAAACAUAUCAUAUUCUUAAUAUUAUAUGAAUACUGGCAAUAUAAUGUAUGGCGGCCAGAUGGCAUUGUUCAUUGAACUUAAGUUUAAACACUAUUAUAAAACACAAUUAUAGCUUCACUCCUCGGAAUGUCACACAGUUCAGUCACUUAUAACUGUAAUACACAACAACAGCUUCCUAUCCGAAUGUUAGUCACAGUGCACUUAAGGUCCAUGGAAAAUUCCUGUUCACAAUCUUAAGUUUCUCAAAAUAAUCUCACUGGUAAUUGUCGACUGUUCAUUACAAAAUUUGGAGUCCCAGUGUAGUCUGGACAGAUUCGUCUGUUGUUGUGUUAAUGCCCAUCUGGACUUUAAAGUGGCUCGCCAUCUCAGUUCAUAUACCAAUGUCUAUAUACUGAAAAGAUAAAACUUCACGGCAGUUCAACAGCUCACAACAUGAUUAAACACAAUAACAGUAAAGAAGUGAUACAGAUCUAUAACAGCUGAAUCCUACAUAGCAAAGCUUUAUGGGUGUGGCAGGUGGGUUUAAAAAAUUUUCGACCUUGUUUGUUUUGCAGACAGUUUUGAAAGGGAGAUAACUUUUGAGGUACUUCCUGUUUAUAAAAUUACAAAGGGAGAAAACCAUGCCUAAACUAAUAAUUAAUGGUAGCAAUGGUUUCCUCCCUUGAAGCACUCAGCUCUACUGAAAUAAACUGGCAUUAUAGCAUAAAGCAAUAAGCCUUGUUAUUUCAAGAUAGAAGCUGCGAUCUAAUCCUUUAACACUAUGAACUUGGACAGUGAAUAAUAAGAACAACUGAAGUAAAUUGCAUUUUGAUAAUCUUUUCACAUUAUAAGGUUUCUCCCACAACAUAAACAUAUCAAUUGGCAUUUUUAUAAUUAAAGAUUUAAACAAUGGCAUAUUUCAACCGCAAUGACAAAUAAGUGUGUAAAAACUUCCCCUGAUCGUCAGACACAUAGUUCCUGUCAUAAAGGAAAUACCUUUGAUCAUCAGUUACCAUUGAAUGUCAUAAGGAAGUUUGGAAAACUUCAAGACCGCCGAGGAUCAGACAGUGUCAUGUGCUUAAUAUUUAUCGGUCGUGGUUAUGCAACCCUAAUAAUUGUACAGAUAAUUUUCCACUGUAAAAUUUCAAUAAUAGAUAGUCUUAGCUCUAAACAAAAUAUGGUCUAUACUCUGAGCCAAAUAUAUCUCCGCUCUACUGAUAAUAUAUCUCCGCUCUACUGAUACUGUUCAGAGUAAAAUAAGAUCUCCAUUUUAUUAUUACAUCUCCUUAAAUGCAGCUGAGCCCGCCUGUUCUGAGCUGACCCAGCAAUGUGAAACAAAAUAUACAACAUUAGCAUCUGUCCCGCAUUGGUCAUCAACAAUGUACCCAUUGUGCCAUAUGAAGGGAAGUAGUCAACGCAAUAUAAUAAUGCUUAUUUGUAUAAAGUUAAAGUGUACAAUAAAUUAUGAAUUAUGUGUGCAGAUAGAGACAAGUUUAAUAAUGACACCAUCUAAUCCCCAGCAGCCUAGAAUUUUCUGCCACAACAAAUUGACGCAGGAGGACAAUUUGUCCGCCAAAAUUCAGGCCUAAUGUUCAAGGAAUGUUGUACCAGAAGAACUAAGAAAUUGUGUAAUUGCCUCACCAAUAGCAAGAAUGUACAUUUCAUUUCCAACAUUUGAUAGAUGGACCUUAUCAGUAUGAUAGAAACCCUGAGUUUGAGUAUCUAUAGAUUUCAUGUUAAGAGCCCUGCCAUUAGUAUGAUUAAGGGUAAAAUUUGACAUUUGUCUAUUAAUGGAUAAACGUUUCUUAUUCAUGUUACGAUUAUAUACAGCUGAUUGAUUAUUGUAUGACCAGGAUAAACGAGGUAGUAUGAAAGUCCAGACAAUAAGUGAUCUGGGGAAAUUAGAAAAUAAAUAUUCGAAUUCA